Messenger RNA from Porites lobata, 5261 nucleotides. The record is from the annotation of a GenBank genome assembly. Lineage: Eukaryota; Metazoa; Cnidaria; Anthozoa; Scleractinia; Poritidae.
CUGCGAGAGAGUUCGACCUUCUUGGCGUCAGCGUUGUUUGAUAUUCAUAUUAUCCCAGCCGUAUUUUAAUAUACUCCUGUUUAUUGGAAAAUUGGUUGUUAGUCACUAUGGAGAGUAGUGGUAAUUUUGAUCGUUUCAGCAUUGACGAAGAUGAUGACGAUUUAGAGGACGAUUUCUCCUCUGGAAGCAUGUCUUUCAACGGGCGACUUGUCAUUUCUGGCGAUCCUGUAAUGUAUCCUUCGCUAAUUCCUUCGCUUGGAAGCCCUGGUAAGAUUAACAGUAUCAAUUCAUAACAUGAGGUUUGAAGUAGAACUUUCCCUUUGCUUUGUUACGCUAUACGUUAUUGUUACUUGCAGCUAUCGUGACAGCAAGAAAAUUAGACAAUGGUUCCGGUAGAAAAAGUCUACCCGACUUGUUGAAAUUUGAUCGAUAUCCGCACCACUGGAAAGAACUUUAAUGCAAUAUCCGAAAUCCUAGCGGAACAUGCCGCAUUCACGGAAAAACGUGAACUUUUGAAAUCUGUUUGAAACACGAGUUAGCUUGAUUGUGUGUGGGUGGUGGAAUGUUGCUUUGGAUAAACUUUCCUUUGGUGUCAAAGUAACGGUAUUUAAUAAUUAGCAAUUAUUGAAUACGUAUGGGGUGAAGAAUUAUGCAGAUCGAGGAGGCUGUUGUGAUAACAGCCUGGGAGAUGUGUACUUAUGAGAAUUGAACUACAAGGGUCUCUUUUGCGACAAUUACCGUAAAGGACCUAAACACUUAGGGUGUCUAUUGAAUUUUAGGGGUCCAUGUAGGAGGCCUUUAAAAGGGAGAGGGGUUUAUUCUGAUAACUGUAACAAGCUCAACGAAAAUAAUAUGACUUCAGCGAAAAUUUCAAAUGAGAGAGUUAUAAAUAGCGGAAUAUCCGCUUUAUCAGUUGAUACGUCUAGGAAUCCUUAUGGUUCUUUCAAAUCCCAAAAUCUAUGUCAGAAUCCUUGAUCAGGAUUAUUGUGUUUGCAACGUUAGUCUAUCCUUACUUAGAACUUGAUAUUGAAUGAGAUAAAAUAUGCAGAGCCUUGCUAACCAAGCAAAAAACUGAACCAACUGAAUGAUUUUACUCCUUUUUGCUAAUUCGUAGUAUUUUGGAGUAAUUAUUGUCAUAGGGAGCGUCUAUUAGAUGGAGGGCGUUUAUUAGAGAGGGGCGUCUAAUAAAAUGUUAACAGUGCAGAGAGGGUAUUUAUUAGAUAAGGAGCAUUUAUUUGCAAAUGGGGGUUUAUUAGGUCAUUUACAGUACUUUUUGGAAGAGAAUUUAUGGUGUACAAUUUCAUCUAAAAUAUGAUAAUAUGUGUAGUUAGUACUUCGUAGUAAAUGCAGCAGCAAUACACAGAGAUCAGAAAAUGCAUGAAGUGGUUGCUUACAAGACGUUUAAAAACAAUAGAAAAUUAUAAAAUCAUGAGCCCAAAUAGUGAUCAUAGUCACUAAAAGGGUGGUCAUUUAGGGUUUGAGUGGGAAAUUUUGUCAAUUUGUGCUCACUUAUAAGAGGUGGUUACAAGAGUUGAUUGCAAGUGGGGUUCAAGUGUAAUCUCAUUGUCUUUGGUCUAAGAAUCAUGGUGCCCAGCAGAGUAAGAGGAAACUUUUCUUAUUUAACCCAUUCGCUCCUGGAGAUUUUGCCGAAAAACGCGUUUUGAAGCUAGUCGCGUGGUUUUCUGGUCACUGUCAUGCUAUAAAGAGCUAAAACUUACCACAAACCCGUUCACAGGUCGUGCACUUCACGGCCUUCUGAUCCAGAUGCAAAAUAUCACCUUGCGUAGUUCGGGCAUGAGCAGAAAGCAAAAUUUCCAGAUAGUUUUUGGGUUUAAAAGUGUCACAGCAGUCUUUACUUUUACUUUUCGCUUUCUCUCCUUGCCUCUUUUUUUUUUCACUUUUCUUGCCUCAAUUUUUUUUCUCUUGCUGGGCAUUUAGUAGGCUUCAUUUCGGUGGGAAGAGUUUUUAGGAAAGCUUUUAGGAUCUUAGGAUUAGGUGAAAGGAAAGGUAGGUGGGCAAUGGAACAAGAUUUUCAUGGAGAUUUACUGGUCAAUCUUGCAUGGUUUUUUGCCUUUUUCUCCGGUGUCCUUGACUGAAUUGUGCUCAUUCUGGUGUGGUUUGAAAGAUCUCUUCACUCUGCACAAGGUAGAGGACAAAGUUGUCCUUGACCGUUAAAACUGAUGACGUCACAAGGGGUAGAUAGGACGUGGAUCCGCAUGGGCGGUUACGGGCGGUUCAGGGGCGAAUGGGUUGAUAUUAUUGUUCCUCUGACAAGCACUAUAUUAAAUUUUGUUGUCUGAAACACAUAGGUUUUUGUCCAAAAAGUUUGCAAGGUUCCUAAGCUAAACGGAGCUCGUGAAAACAAGUGAAAUGGCCCCAGUACGGCAAAGUUAAAAGGAGUGUUUAACCUUAUUUUGUCAAGUAUGAGGUUUGCUUUUAUGACAAUUUUCAAGUCAAUUUAAGUCCAUUUUCAACUGUUUUCAAAUUGUAUUUUUCUAUUUGAAAAUGUGCUUGUCCCACAGACAAGUCAUGUGAAAGGUUUACAUGUCAGAACUAAAUUUCUACCUGUCCUGGGCAAUCUGACAUAGGUUUUGGCACACCCUGCCCAGUCCAAUCCCUUUUUUUUAGAUCCAUCAGUAAGUUCAUGCUUCUCAAGUACAAGUUAUAUUUUGUUCAAUUUAAGGGCGAGGUAUUGUAUUUGUACCAGAAGAUAUCAGCAGUGAUUGUGAGAGUGAUGAAGAGACGAAUGAUAGCAUUUGUAAAGGCCAUGGAAUAUCAGUCACUACUGAUCCUCAGAGUAUCAAGUUUGAGAUCUUCUCAACCAGGAUUCAUGAAUAUCAGCGCAAGCAAUGUGUGGUAUGUACAAUGUACUCUGGAACUUUCUGAAGUCACAGUCGUGCCUUCUGAGAGGGUGGGGGGAGGUUAAUCUUAGGAAUUCUUGGUGGGAGUGUGCCACCCGGUUCUCUAAAUUCUUACCCUAUAUUUUUAGACCAAAAUAAUGCUAUUUUCCACACCCAUUUUUUCGGGCCUGGCUCCUAAAACAACCUGUUUUGAGACCUUGCAUUGGCCAAUCACCAAGUCCAGUUUGAAUGAAGUAUUAUUCUAAAAUUCAAAUACAGUCGUACACUCUCAUGGCUCUGUCAAUAGCCAUACUAGAUGUUAACUGAAAUGGCUCCAAAAGCAUGGCUUGUGUAGGGGAGUAAUCGUGAUCCCCCCCCCUAGAAUUUAUUAGUCUGUCAUUCCCUGAAGAUUCAGUGAGAAAUAUCUAAGUGGGACGCAUGAUGCAUUUUUGGGGACAGAAUCUGAAAGUAUUAAUUUUUUUGGCCAAUCAGAAGUAGGGCAUUCAAAUGCUGCUGAAAGAAGUUUGGUAGAAUACCUUCCCCAUUCUUCUUGUAAAUUGCAUACACUAAUUUCACUUGUCUGUAUACCAUCAUAUCCUGAUUAGCUGCUUCUGUGGGGGAGUAAUCACGCCACUGCAAUAUAUAAGUGGGAAAUGCUGCUGAAACAAGUUUGAUAGAAUAAUGUCCAACAUUCUUGUAAACUUGUUAUGGCUUAAUUUUAUCCUUGGUUUAAAAUAAUUUUAUUUUCCUUUGUUUUUGGACAUAGUAAUAUAAUUUAACAAUUAAUGAAUGAGGCUGAGUUUUUUAUGAAGAAUUAUGGAGAUCGAGGAGGGUGUUAUCCGUCGAGGCCAUAGGCCGAGGCGGAUAAAACCCUCUGAGAUCUCCAAAUUCUUCAUAUGAUAUGAAAGCCAAAUUCAAACAUUAUUAUUCAUACAAAAUAAUUCCUAGUUUAAAAACAAAGCUAAAACAUGCUUACCUCCAUCGAUACCUCCUUCGAUAGUGCACGGUUAGGGUUGUUCAGCUCUGCAAAAUAAUAUUCUCCAAAUAGCAGAUGUCGUAGAUGUUGUUCUUGCUGUUCUUGCCAUGUUUUAAGCUAUAAUGUUGCCUAGUUCUUACUCUUGAAACGAGUGAAAUGUCCACCAUAUUAAUUUUUGUUUUUAUAACCAAAACAACUCAACCUUGUCCCCAGGUCUUCUCGGUUAACAGUGCCUUAACCUGCAAGAACGCUGCAUUGUUGAUGUCAUUUCCUCGUGAAACACAAAAUUCUUCCAAAUUUGGUCAACAGUAACUGGUUAUGGUGAAUUAUACGUGUGCUUUUAGCCAAUCAGAAUCAGAGAAAUAUUUUGAAUGAAUAAUAAAUCAUGUUAAGGACUUUGAAACAAUUAGGAAAAUGAAAUUUAACUUUAAUUUCACUUGUGAGAAAUUUUCAUCAUAUAAUUGACCAUGACCACAUAAGAGAGAAUGUAUGGAAGCUGCUAAAAUUGGGCCUGAUCUAAGGUUAUAUCCAACUAGAUGCUUAUCCAGGGGACUAAUCAUGACCCCCCUUCCCCCCCCACGGGACUUAGUUUAAAAGAAUAAUUUCCCCAUUCUUCUUGUAAACAUUUUUGUACACCAAUUUCACUUGUGAGUAUUCCAUCAUAUCCCAAUUAGAUGAUCCAGGGACUCCAGCAGUGAUGUGUUUUCUGUAUGUUGGCUGAACCCAAUUAAAAUGCCUGUACGCAUUUUUUUCUAUUUGUAUUGUAGUUUUACUCCCUUAUGGUCCUGAGAACUGAAGGGAUUGACACAGAUAGAGCCUUGAUAGAGAGACGAUAUUCUGACUUUGCUGCCCUGUACAAAGCACUCAAGAAGGACCAUUCAAGCGUUGUGGAAAAUGUUGCAUUUCCUGGAAAACUUUUCGGACAGAAAAGCAACUUAAACCCUGAAAAUAUUGAACUUAGACGUUCGUCCUUUGAGACAUUCCUGCAAAAGAUUUGUUACAGUAAUGAAGCACGUCUUCAUCCAGCUUUUAGAGAAUUUUUCUAUCUUCCGGAAUUACGAGAGGCAACAGAAAAACUCAAAGGAGGUCAACUGAAAAGUGGUUUAAAAUUAUUAUUAAACACCCUUCAUCUUCAAGUUAAGUUGGGUGAUGAAGUGAGGGAGAUUAUUGCUACUCUUUGUGGAAUUGUUGUCAUUCAUGAAGCCCAGAGUAAAUUGGAAGAGGCAAAUCGUUAUGCGACAGCUGCACUAGAGUUAGCACAAGAUGACUUUUAUUGUCCCCAUUUGAUUCCUUUGCUGGAUACAGCAGCUAAUUUAAGGUGGAAACUUCAAAUGGAGAAGAAGACUUUAGAGAGACACUUAAAUCGUGUUCAACGAAUGAGUGGAAUAGAAGCUGAUAAUGCCUUCACACUCCGAGAACUUGCUGUUAUGAGGUUUGACAAGUAA